Messenger RNA from Vanessa tameamea, 906 nucleotides. RefSeq lists its product as uncharacterized. The transcript is spliced from 3 exons. Lineage: Eukaryota; Metazoa; Arthropoda; Insecta; Lepidoptera; Nymphalidae. The record is from RefSeq and is a predicted model, not a curated record. Bases 70 to 768 code for a protein of 232 amino acids.
GCCAAUCCCAAACAACUUUAGUCGUAAUAUUACUUCAUUUGUAUUUGAAAUAUUUUAUUACAAAAUAUAAUGCCGCGUAAACCAUGUUACUGGACGCGUAAAUUAGAGUUGGAAUUAGUUGACUUUGUUCGUCAAAAAGAAUUUAUUUGGAAACCGAUUGGAAACACGAAUCAUCUAAUUCAACAGAAAUACAAGGCUUACGCUGAAUUCGCAGCGAGACUGGGACGCGGAUUUACCGCUCGUUCUGUCAGAGACCGAUGGGUGAAUAUCCGAAGCACAUUUAACCACAAUUUAAGGCGAGUUGAUAAAUCGAGAGAAACAGCUCAAUCAGCUUCAGAGGUGUAUGUUCCUUGCUGGCCUUUGUGGAAACCUCUGCAAUUUCUCCGAGAAGCCACUUUGAAAGAUGUUGUUAAUUAUGAUUACACCCUGAAUGAAGACUUUAAUGAUCUUACAUCAAAUAUACAAGUUAAAGAAGAAGCACCGAUGGAAUAUGAUGUGGAUCUUGUUGGUAUCAGACAGCGUGGUCAAAGAACAGAUAGGCCUCGUAAGAAAAUUAAAAACAAAGCUGAUAACAGUAAUAAAUGUAUACAGAUUCUGGAUGAUCUUGUCAAAGCUUUGAAUCCUUUAUUAGAAAAAAAAUCCGAAAGUAGUCGAUACUGGUAUUUUGGCAAGCAUGUUACAGAGCAACUUAAUGCAAUGAGGAAGAUUGAUGCUGAAUGUGCGAGUCGUGAUAUUAUGUUACUUUUAGAAAGUAUGACUGAAGGCUGAUAUGCUAUGAUGGAAGACUUGAAGUCUGAUCCAUUGAAAGGUUAACUGGGUACUGAAGGAGGCUAGUAGUAUAAAUGUCCAGUAAGGAACUGUGCUUAAGAGAAAUGAGAGGCUUAAUGGUUUGUACACACUACAAUA